Papilio machaon (common yellow swallowtail) is the source of this 1771-nucleotide messenger RNA. RefSeq names its product 4-coumarate--CoA ligase 1. The transcript has 11 exons. The record is from RefSeq and is a predicted model, not a curated record. Gene Ontology annotation, biological process: long-chain fatty acid metabolic process; fatty-acyl-CoA biosynthetic process. The coding region runs from base 137 to 1771 and encodes 544 amino acids. Gene Ontology annotation, molecular function: long-chain fatty acid-CoA ligase activity. NCBI's taxonomy places the organism in Eukaryota, Metazoa, Arthropoda, Insecta, Lepidoptera, Papilionidae.
GGGAUUUGGGAGCAAGGAAGGGAGGAGCGUUAGCAAAAGUCAAUGAGUACAUUACAGUUUUGAGUUAAUAAGGUCGAAAUACGUUAGCUCACGCGCUUUGUCAAGUUUCUGGUGCAUAAGGUAUACGUAAACAAAAAUGGUUAUAAAGAAAAACGUAGUUUACGGUGGGCCCGCAUUAAACGUUCCUGCUCAUCUUUCUUUCGGACAAUAUAUUAUCGACAAACUAACAGAACACAGUGUUGACGAUACAAAAAUUGCAUUGGUUCAUGGAGAUAAUGAUGAAAAAAUAACGUAUAGACAACUUCUACACGAUAUAGUUAGCUUUGCUACCGGUCUGAGGCGCCAUGGUGUGGGGCGCGGCGUCAUCGUUGCGAUGUGCAGCGAGAACAGGCUGCAGUUCAUGGUGGCCACCAUGGCGGCAAUUUGUUGUGGUGCCACCAUCACAACACUAAAUCCACAAUAUACUAAAGAUGAGGUUAUUCAUGUCUUAAACAUUUCAAAACCUUCCAUACUAAUAGCAUCGGAAACAGUACUGAAACAAAACUUGGCACUGUAUAAAGAGGUGGGCUGUAUAAAGACAUAUAUUCAAAUGAACGGAAAACCCAUAGACAGUGAUACUAUUCCAUUUAACAAGCUAUAUGUGAAAGUAGAGCCACAAGGAUUUGAAACUGGAGAUGUGCAGGGCGCUAUAGAUACUCUAUACCUGUUAUAUUCGUCAGGGACCACUGGUCUUCCCAAAGGUGUAAUGUUGACGCACCUUAAUACUUUAUAUGCUGCAUCUAAUUUAAUGAGCGACAGUUUGCAGAGUCGGUCGCGGAUGUGUUAUUUGACGGUGGUGCCGUGGUACCACGCUUAUGGUCUCAUGACCACCAUUAACAAUCUUAUCAACGGCAAGAUGAUCGUAUACUUUCCCGGAUUUUUUCCGGAAAAAUACUUGCAAGCAAUUGAGAAGUAUAAGGUGAAUGUACUAUUCACGGUACCUCCUAUGAUGAUAUUUUUCGCGAAGUCUCCGCUGGUGGAGAAGUACGACAUGUCGUCAGUAAAGCAAGCGUGGUGCGCCGCGGCGCCGCUCUCCACUGACACCAUCAGACAAGUUUUGCGACGUUUGCCAAAUUGCAAAGGUAUUUUGCAAGCGUAUGGGAUGACGGAGACAUCGACUGCUGCUACUAAAGACCCAGAGGACAACGCCACCAUUCAUAAGCCGGGCAGCGGGGGCCCGCCCUUACCGGGAGUUAGCGUUAAAGUUGUCGACGUAAAAACUAGGAAAAGAUUAGGACCUUUAGAGACCGGUGAAAUUUGUAUCAAAGGUCCCGUUGUGAUGAAAGGCUACCUCGGUAACGAGGCUGCUAACCGCGACAUCAUGGACGACGAGGGAUUCCUCAAGACCGGUGACAUCGGUUACUAUGACCACGACGGAUACUUCUUUAUCGUAGAAAGGAUUAAAGAAUUAAUCAAAUAUAAAGGAAAUCAGGUACCGCCAGCGGCAGUGGAGGGUGUAGUGCUGCAGCACCCGGGUGUGGCGGAGUGCGGUGUGGUGGGCAAGCCUGAUGAGGCAGCCGGCGAGCUGCCCACAGCAUUCGUCGUCCUCAAGCCCGGAUAUAAGCUUUCCGAGAAAGAACUACUAGAUUUUACCGCCACAAGGUUAUCGCGCGCCAGUCAGCUACGUGGCGGCGUAAUAUUCGUUAAUGAAAUUCCCAAAAAUCCAUCAGGCAAGAUACUGCGUCGCGUCCUCAAGCAAACAUUACAAAAGAAAAUGAAGAAUAAAUUGUGA